Molecule: messenger RNA, 633 nt
Organism: Xyrichtys novacula (pearly razorfish)
Lineage: Eukaryota; Metazoa; Chordata; Actinopteri; Labriformes; Labridae
Source: the annotation of a GenBank genome assembly
AUGGCUCUCCUCACUAAUGUCGCCAUCCUGCUGGUCUUGGCCUGUUUCUCCCAUCAGCUGAUGUUGAGCAGCUGUCAUAAGAGUCAAGGACGCAAGGGAAAAGGAGAGGAGAGAGGACAAAACAAGGACAGGACGGGGUUAAAGAUGAGCCGUCAACCUAAAUCUGUCUCUGCACAGCCCGUUAAAGGAAAAGUGGUCACUAAGGAUAAGUCAGAGUGCACCUGGGCAGCAACAGGUGAGGACGUCCUCAUCCUCGGUGUCUCCUGCAGGAAGGAAGGGAAGAGCUUCAGCUGUGAGUACAUCUCCAAACCAUCUCUCUGUCCCCAGUAUGCCUCCAACGUCAAACUUUACUGGAAGCAAAUCACCAGGGCUCUGAAGAAGCAGAGGAAUUUGUGCCAGGACAGCGCUGCGUUGGUCAGAGCGGGAAUGUGCAGAAGAGCUGACAAAGAAGCUCAUUUUAGACUCCGUGACACUAAGACAAAGACUGAUCCGCCUCCCUCCGCACAGCCUGCACCCACAGCUGUCAAAUCCUGUCAAUCUGAAAACAUGAAGCUGGCAGAGGAGUACUGCAACAAGUCCUGGUCCAGCGUUUGCACCUUCCUUUUCACCAUGGUGCAGGAUUACGACUGCUAA